UCACGUUCGCUGUUUGUUCGAUGUUCGUUUGCAGUAGGUCUGUUCGAGUUGCUUAAAAUCCUCAAAAAUUUUUGCACUCGAGAUGAGAUAAAUAUAUAUUCGAUCGUAAGAAAGACAGAGACGACAAAGAAAUUAAUUCAAAAAGGGCAGCAACACGAACAGGCCUAGUAUUUCUAGCUUUAGAUCUAACCUAACUCGAGUGCGAGUACCGCGAGAGCGCGCUGUGAUUGCGUUGAGAAGUGCGGAAGGGGUAGACCACUGCUGUUGGUGUCUUCCUCGAGGAGGAGCAGAAGUGGUAGAAGCGGACGGUCAAGGAGUUCAAAUGUUGGGUCGCGUGUACCAUCUGCGCCUGACCAACAAGCAACCGGACCGAUUUAUUUUGCGCCCGUCCGACCACUUAGUUGCGCGUUGAGGAGCUUAACUGCGACAGAUCAGUCGCCAGUUGUGUGAUCACACUGAUGUGACUUUUCGACAAUGAAAUCUGUUACGUUCCGGGUAGCGCGGACGUCGUAAAAAUACAUAUGGAUCUGCCUGACUGGACGCUAGUAAAGAGAUUCAUUAACGAGACGGCAUGUUCGUAAGAGUCUGGCCGCGCAUCGUCACGUGGGAUGAAUGAGGAAGAAUUGUUAAAACGAUCUGCCGCAGAGCGCGAUAGGAUUUUCAGCUGCUAUGAUCGUGGUCGGGAAGGUGCCGAGAUAGAUCCCUGGGAAGACCCUGGUUAUGAGGUCUAUCAUACUACAGACAGAUAUGGAUUCAUACACGAUAAGAGAUUACCACAGAAGCGGGAUGCAUACGAGGUCAAAUUGCACCACGUGGAGAUGGAGAGAUUGAAGAAAUGGGAGAAGAUGACGAAGCAAUGGGAUAGUGUUUCGACCAAGGAGAAACUACGUCGUAGGAUAUACAAAGGAAUCCCUAACAGAUUUCGUGGUCAAGUAUGGGCUCUGCUUCUGGGCAUAAAGAACCUGAAGAAGGAGAAGGCCGGCAAAUACGAGGAGAUGCUGCAACUGGCCCGUCAAUGGUCCACGGAGAUACGGCAGAUCGAUGCCGACGUCGCCAGACAAUACAGAGAUCAUAUUAACUAUAGAGAGAGAUAUAGCAUAAAACAAAAGUCCAUGUUCUACGUACUAGCCGCUUACAGUAUGUACAACAUGGAGGUAGGAUAUUGCCAAGGAAUGUCUGUGCUAGCCGGUUUGCUGCUGCUCUACAUGGAUGAGGAGGACGCUUUUUGGGGCCUUUCUGUGUUACUUGCCGAUCCAAAAUACAGCAUGCACGGCUUUUACGUCGACGGAUUUCCAAAGUUAAACCGCUUCAUAGAGCACCAUGACAAGAUAAUGAACAAAUCUUUGCCGAAACUAAAACGGAAGAUGGACAAGUGCGGUUGCGAUUCCAUACUCUAUGCAUUGAAGUGGUUCUUUGUUGUCUUUCAGGAGAGAACUCCCGUUAGCCUCGGUCUCCGCAUUUGGGACAUAUUUCUAUUGGAGGGUGACCGCAUAUUACCGGCGAUGGCGUAUACCGUGAUGAAGUUGCACAAACGUUACCUGAUGCCGAUGGAGAGCCUCGAUGAGUUUUGUAAUUAUUUGCAAAUCAAGCUGGAGAAAGAUUUUAGCUUCGACGACGACACCGUGAUAAGUGCGAUGGAGCGCAACAUGGAAGAGUUGAAGCGUGCCAAAUUAGACUACCCGGGCAAUCCAUUGCCGCAGGAACUACCCCGGUAUCCAUUUGGCACUUUCCAGGAGCCUACUUUUACCAACAAGGUUGGAAGACGAAGUGAGGAGUUUAGCGAAGCUCAGCAUGUAAUGCGAGAGUCUGUGGCGCAGCGCAGGGACAUGGCACUGAUCGACGAUGGUAGAGAGAGCACGACGCCUGUCGAGCCGGCCAGUGGUCUUGGUGGAAGCAAGUUCUCUUUCGAUCCGAGUCUCGAAGAGGGUGCGUCUCCCAACGGCUCUCGUCGGUCAUUGGCAGAAACGUCGGUGACGUCGACGGCCGAUCUGUCGGUAUUUAGCUCGGCGACGCGUUCCCAGGCUCUGGACAACAGUCUAGACACUCAGAGUAAUAUCUCGAAUGCGAGCUCGGGCAGUGGUGGUUUGCCAACGCCGCGGGCGACGCCGCAUCAGCCUAGCCCAGACGUGGUGCGGAUUUACGUGCCGUACACGUCGCCCACAUACACGUCAUCGGCGGUGGCUUCUUUCAAGGACGACCUGCCACGCACACUGCCCCGCUCUCUGGACACCAACAAGAUCCGCAUCCGCGUUGAUCCAGACCAGACGCCCAUCGUCGAGAAUUUGAAACCAUUCACGUUGGAGAGUCCGGAAGUGGAGCUGGACUUGAAGUAGAAAGUGAGUCGAUCAAGUUGUUCAUGCGAAUGAAAAGUUGUAAAUGGCCGUAAUGUGCAUACGAUACGCUUGGGCAUUCUAGAAGUCGCGCGUUCCAAUACGUUGGCCAAUACGAGGGCAAUGUCAUGACGUUAAAGGCGUCCAUUCAAAAGAUUUUUUCUUUUGGGUAGUUGAUCAAAUAUUGAGUAUUAGUGUCGCUUAAUAUAAUUAUUUAAUAUUUUAAUGUCUAUUUUUAUCAAGAUAAAUUAAUUUCGGUUUAAUUCACUUCUUUCUUUAGCUCUAAUAAUUAGAAAAAGAUAAAAAGUGAGUUAAAUACAGAGCAAAGUUAAACUACAUUGGUGGAAAUGGACAUGAUGCCUGUUUGCACCAAUAUAUAUUAACUUUAAAUUUGUUUUUAAACUUAUUUUCUAUCUUUCUAGUUCUAAAGAUUAAAAAAAAAAGGAUAAAAAAUAAGUUAGACCAAGAUUAAAGUUAAUCUAUAUUAGAAUAAACGGAUCUAACUUACAAGGAAGGUUUGCAAACCCGGAAAUUCAAAAAAUUUUGAAAUUUUGUGUAGACACAUAGAGAAGUUUAUCCAUAACACAAAAAUAUUUUUUGUUUGUGCCCAAUUUCAGUUUACGGGGGUAAAACGCUCCUUUGAAGAAAA
This is a messenger RNA of Solenopsis invicta (red fire ant), 2979 nucleotides long. It is a transcript of the gene RN-tre, whose product is annotated as USP6 N-terminal-like protein. The transcript is spliced from 8 exons. The record is from RefSeq and is a predicted model, not a curated record. The coding region runs from base 609 to 2333 and encodes 574 amino acids. Lineage: Eukaryota; Metazoa; Arthropoda; Insecta; Hymenoptera; Formicidae.